CCUAAAAUUUUUCAGACACACCAAAUCAUUCUAGUUUUCAUUUGAAAACCCGCUCUUUGUUUUGUCUACUCAUUAUAUAUACAUAUACAUUAUGGCACAAUCUCUUCCUUACCCAACAUCUCAACUGCAUCUUGUUUCUUUUUUCCAUCCUUUAUUUGUUCCAAAAUAACAACACAGAGGAACAAGAUGGAGACCCGUGCAGCUGCAAAGAGAAAGGCAACCGCUGCUGCUGCUCCCAUGGUGGUGGUCCAAAAACAACAUCCCAAAAGGCAGCGUGUUGUGCUGGGUGAACUUUCAAAUUUUCCGAAUGCAACUCAAAACAAACGCAAAGAGAAACUACAAUGUCGGAAGAAUCCAAAUUUAAAGAAACCAUCUCCCACAGAGUUCAUUUCCUCUUCAUCACAGUUUGACCAACCUUACGUUUUCGACAUCUAUGAGUAUCUUCAUGGGAUGGAGAUGCAGAAGAAGAGGAGACCAAUGAUUGACUACAUCGAGAAAGUUCAGGGAGAAGUUACUGUAAUCAUGAGGACAAUAUUGGUGAAUUGGUUAGUGGAGGUAGCUGAAGAGUACAAUCUUCACUCGGAUACCCUUCAUCUCUCUGUUUCAUACAUAGAUAGAUUUUUGUCAGCGAAUCCUGUUAGUAAGUCAAGACUUCAAUUACUUGGUGUUUCGGCCAUGCUCAUUGCUGCAAAGUAUGACGAAGUUGAUCCACCCCGUGUUGAUGCUUUUUGCAACAUCACUGACAACACAUACAAGAAGGCAGAGGUUGUAAAGAUGGAAGCUGACAUACUCAAGUCUCUAAAGUUUGAGAUGGGAAAUCCUACUGUGAACACCUUUCUAAGGAGGUUUGUUGAUGUUGCUUGUGAUAACCAAAAGGCUUCAAAUUUACAGUUUGAAUUUCUAAGCUGCUAUCUUGCUGACCUAAGUUUGUUGGACUACGAUUGCUUGAGAAUUUUGCCUUCUAUAGUGGCAGCUUCAGCUGUAUUUCUUGCCAGAUUUAUUAUUGCUCCUGAAGUUCAUCCUUGGACUUCUUCCUUGUCUGAGUGUUCUGGUUACAAACCAGUUGAACUGAAAGAAUGUGUCAUGAUUUUGCAUGACUUGUAUUUUUCAAGAAAGGCUGUCAGGGAGAAAUACAAGCAGCACAAGUUCAAGUUCGUAGCAAGAUUGCCUUCUCCUCCACAUAUACCAAGUCAUUACUUUGAAACUCAGUGAUGCACUGAGAAUCCUUCAUAAAAACGCCUCAAUCAGAAAAGAUAGCAUUUUUGUGCACUGAUUUACUUAGAUGGAAGUUGGUAUCUUUUAAAUGUAUAUUUGAUCUGAAAGAGCAACAGGAUAGGUUAGGUACCACUGUUCUGUCACUUUUACCGUGAAUCAUCAUGGAAAAAAGUGAUGGGUCGAUUAACAGGAUGAAGACUUUUAUCUGCAUUUUUAUCACUGAGCCUAAGGAAAAAUGUACACAUCCAUGAUCUAUAUACUACUGAACACAGUUGC
Molecule: messenger RNA, 1491 nt
Organism: Vigna umbellata (rice bean)
Lineage: Eukaryota; Viridiplantae; Streptophyta; Magnoliopsida; Fabales; Fabaceae
Source: RefSeq, a predicted model, not a curated record